AUGAAUGAAGACCUACCCAAGGAAUAUUUCGAACUAAUAAGGAAGGCUCUCAACGAGAAGGAGACGGAGAAAACGCCUUUGAAUAGAAGAAGGAGGGUCAGAAGAAAGAAUCAGCCCCUACCAGAUGCCAAAAAAAAAUUUAAAACUGGAUUGAAUGAAUUGCCAAGAAAAAGCGUUGUCAGUGUAAACUUGGAUUCUUCAGACGACGGUGUCAUUACAGUACCGUCGUCUGAUAGUGUAGAGGAAAUCCAAUCAUCCGAAGAAGAUUAUAAUUCGGAAGAUUUUGAAGAUGUGACAGAUGGAAAUGAGGUAGCUGGUGUAGAAGAUAUAUCCGUUGAACUCAAACCUUCUAGUAAAAGCAGUAGUGGUGCUAGAAGGGCAAGCCGCAACGUCUGCUCCAACGAAGAACGGAAAAGGAGAAAAUAUUUUCACAUGUUAUGUCUAGUUUGCUUGAUGGUUCAUGGAUUUAUACGAAAUGAAUGGAUUAAUAGCAAGCGCUUGUCUAGAAAACUGAGCAGCUUGGUUCCUGGAAAAGUAUUUGAGUUGUUGCAUCCUCAGAGAGAUGAGGAGCUCCCACUGAGAAGUACAAGGAAACUAUUAGAUGGGUUGAAGAAAUGUAUGGAGUUGUGGCAAAAACACUGGAAAAUCACUAAAAAAUAUGAUAAUAUGGGGCUUUAUAUGAGGACUUGGAAGGAAAUUGAAACAAGUGGCAAGAACAAAAAAAACCUCAAGACGUUUAAAAGAUCUGAUUUUUUAAGGGCCGUCAGUAAAGGUCACGGAGAUUCUGAUAUUUCAGUGCAAGGUUUUGUUGCGAUGCUUAGGGCUUGUAAUGUUAACGCUCGACUUGUCAUGUCAUGUCAACCCCCAGAUUUUACUAAUAUGAAGAUUGACACUUCUCUGAGUUGCAAUCCUGCGUACGAAGAUAUGGUCAAAUACCCAAUUUAUUGGUGCGAGGUGUGGGACAAAUUCUCUAAAAAGUGGAUAACCGUUGAUCCGGUAAAUCUCAAAACCAUUGAACAGGUCAGAUUACAUUCUAAGCUGGCACCAAAAGGAGUGGCGUGUUGUGAAAGAAAUAUGCUGAGGUACGUGAUUGCUUACGACCGAAAGUACGGCUGUAGAGAUGUAACUCGAAGGUACGCCCAAUGGAUGAAUUCUAAAGUAAGAAAAAGAAGGAUCACAAAAGAUGACUUUGGUGAGGAAUGGUUCAAAAAAGUAAUAACAACACUUCACCAUAGAAAAAGAACCAAAAUUGACGAUUACGAAGAUCAAUAUUUUUUUCAAAGAGAUGAAAGUGAAGGCAUACCAGAUUCGGUACAGGAUUUGAAAAACCACCCAUAUUAUGUUUUGGAACAAGAUAUCAAGCAGACUCAAAUUGUAAAGCCAGGAUGUAAAGAGUGUGGAUACUUAAAAAUGCAUGGAAAAGUUGGCAAGGUUUUGAAAGUAUAUGCGAAAAGGGAUAUUGCGGAUUUGAAAAGUGCUAGACAAUGGUACAUGAACGGCCGAAUUUUAAAGACUGGUAGUAGGUGUAAGAAGGUAAUCAAGAGGACAGUUGGAAGAUUUAGAGGAGACGCAGAAAAAGAGGAUGAAAGACUGUAUAGUUUAGAAGACACAGAAUUAUACAUUCCACCAUUAGCAAGCGCAAACGGUGAAAUAACCAAGAAUACAUUUGGAAAUAUCGAAGUUUUUGCACCGACAAUGAUCCCUGGUAAUUGUUGUUUGGUUGAGAGUCCUGUGGCAAUUAAAGCUGCUAGAUUUUUGGGCGUGGAGUUUGCACCUGCUGUAACUUCUUUCAAGUUUGAACGUGGCAGUACAGUUAAACCAGUUAUAAGUGGCAUAGUUGUUGCAAAGUGGCUGAGAGAAGCUAUUGAGGCUGCAAUUGAUGGAAUAGAGUUUGUUCAAGAAGAUGAUAACAGGAAGGAACAUUUACUCGAUGCCUUGGAGAGCUGGAAUACUCUGCUACUAAAACUACGUAUUCGCAGCAAACUAAACUCCACAUAUGGUAAAAUUGCCGAGGAAGAACCCAACGUUACGAAGGAACGAGGUGAUGGGAUUGGGAACAAUCGUGACAAGAGCGAAGAUUUUAUGGGAGGUGGAUUCCUACCAGGUACAGCGAACCAAGAAGCAAGGCCGUAUAGUGAGCUUUCAGAACCAGAGGAUAAUUUGGAGAAUGUUCCUAUUGGCGGAGAGGAGGAAAGUGCUACAGAUGAGGAUGUCGGAGGGGAUUAUUCGGACUUUAUGAAGGAACUAGAAAUGUCUGAAGGAACAGACUGA
Saccharomyces paradoxus is the source of this 2271-nucleotide messenger RNA. It is a transcript of the gene RAD4, whose product is annotated as Rad4p. Lineage: Eukaryota; Fungi; Ascomycota; Saccharomycetes; Saccharomycetales; Saccharomycetaceae. Gene Ontology annotation, cellular component: XPC complex; cytoplasm; nucleotide-excision repair factor 2 complex. The transcript has a single exon. The record is from RefSeq and is a predicted model, not a curated record. Gene Ontology annotation, molecular function: single-stranded DNA binding; damaged DNA binding. The coding region runs from base 1 to 2271 and encodes 756 amino acids. Gene Ontology annotation, biological process: nucleotide-excision repair; mismatch repair.